GGAAGGCUGGUGACUUGGUUCGUUUGUGGACCAUCGAUAAAGACACCACCGCACAUGGGACAUGCCAGGUCUUAUGUUUGCUUCGAUAUUCAAAGACGUAUAAUGAUGGAUUACUUUGGAUACGAUGUUCAAUACAUUAUGAGUAUGAAUGAUAUUGAUCAUCAAAUACUUCUUCAAGCCAAUCGACUACGAUUACAUCAUGGCAAGCUUGAUCCAUCAAAGUCAUCAGUGGUCGCAGAGGCCUCCACUGAUUUUAUCAUGUGGAAUCAUUCCAAGACUGAUUGUGAACUGGCGUGGCCAUCACCUUGGGGCCCAGGCCAACCUAGUUGGCACGUACAAUGCUCGGCAAUGGCAAGCGAUAUACUCGGAUCAAACAUUGACAUUCACUCUGGUUGCGAGGAUUUCACAUUCCCUCAUCACAACAAUGUGAUAGCGCAAUGCGAGGCUCAUCAUGAAUGCAAUCAAUGGGCCAACUACUCUAUCCACACUGGACAUCUAACAUUUAGUGGACAGAGAAUGCAUAUGGAAAUCAAGAACUAUAUUACCAUCAAGUCUGCUCUUGAAAAGUUCACUGCCAGACAGUAG
Acytostelium subglobosum LB1 is the source of this 585-nucleotide messenger RNA. RefSeq lists its product as hypothetical. Gene Ontology annotation, molecular function: cysteine-tRNA ligase activity; ATP binding. The record is from RefSeq and is a predicted model, not a curated record. The annotation marks the transcript as partial. The transcript has 3 exons. NCBI's taxonomy places the organism in Eukaryota, Evosea, Eumycetozoa, Acytosteliales, Acytosteliaceae. Gene Ontology annotation, cellular component: cytoplasm. Gene Ontology annotation, biological process: cysteinyl-tRNA aminoacylation.